CUCAUUCUUCAGUAGGGUAUUGUAGCCCAAGAGUUCUUACAUAUGUCCAGGCAAACACACCCAAAAGCUCAAUCCUUUGAUUUUGCUCCCAACGCAUUCGUUCUCUACCUUUAUCUUCGCUUUUUCUCAUCUCCCUUCCGCCUUCUUCACCUACAGCAAAAAUCAUCUGUCCGUUUCGUUCCUUCUUUUAAAAAAAUUCACUGUCUAUUUAGCAGGUAUCAGUUUCCCAGUUAUAACAAUUCCUUCUCAGUCUAAUAUUCCAGCCACUGUCUUCCCUCGUUUUUGCUACCUCUGCCUCUUGUGAUUGGUUAAUCUGGAAAAUGAGAGGAAAUUCUUCUUUGAGAGGGCUGCUCCAACACCAUCCUGCCAGAACUUCAAUUUCUCCCAUCUCCCCCUUCAAAGCAUGUUUUCAUCUUUAGAAUAUGAAGAUUAUUAGUUAUAAUCGCAUCAUUAAUCCCAGUUUGUUGCUCAUAAAUCAUGAGUUGCCUUCCAACACGAUCCAUCGACCCCGGUUGAUAUCCACUUCAGCUCCAAGCAUUUCAAGUUUCAAUAUGAGGAAAAAGGUUUUGAUUAUGAGAUUACCGUGUUGUUUUGCUACGAGAGCUGCUCUUUCAUCUUCAAUGAAGACAGACACUUACAGUGGAAGUAGGAAACAGAAGAGCUCAUCUUUCUACACUCAUCCUAGUUUAUUAGAGAUGAAGAAUGAGAAGGAAGCCAACCGUGCAUGUGUUUAUGAAUUCUUGAGAAGCAUUGGCAUUGUACCUGAUGAGCUCGAUGGAUUAGAACUUCCUGUGACUAUGGAGGUCAUGAGAGAACGUGUGGACUUUCUUCAAAAAUUGGGGCUCACAAUUGAAGAUAUCAAUUGCUAUCCUCUUGUUCUGGGAUGCAGCGUGAAGAAAAACAUGAUUCCCGUGCUUGAUUAUCUGGGUAAACUGGGUGUUAGAAAAUCCACCUUGACAGACUUCUUGCGGCGGUACCCACAAGUUCUACAUGCAAGUGUGGUGGUAGACCUUGCUCCAGUUGUGAAAUAUCUCCAAGGCAUGGAUAUUAAAUCAAAUGAUAUUCCUCGAGUAUUGGAGAAGUAUCCUGAAGUGUUGGGGUUCAAGCUCGAGGGCACAAUGAGUACAUCAGUUGCUUAUUUGGUAGGAAUUGGGGUGGCAAGAAGAGAAAUUGGUGGGCUUCUGACUAGAUAUCCUGAGAUACUAGGGAUGCGGGUAGGUCGGGUAAUUAAACCAUUUGUAGAGUAUCUGGAAUCCUUGGGAAUCCCGAAGCUAGCUGUUGCCAGAUUGAUUGAGAAGCAUCCUCACAUUCUUGGGUUUGGACUACAAGAAAGGGUAAAACCAAACAUUAAAUCCCUUUUACAGUUUCAUUUGAGAGAAACUGCACUUCCUUCAGUAAUUGCACAAUAUCCUGAGAUCUUAGGAAUCGACAUGGAGGCUAAGAUUCCAAGUCAACAAGAGUUUCUCAAUUCAAUAAUUGAAUCUACUUGUGAAGAUUUUGGGCGAGUUGUUGAAAAGAUGCCACAGAUUAUUAGCCUCAGUAAAGCACCAGUAGUGAAGCAUGUUGAUUUCCUUAAAGAAUGUGGUUUUUCCUUGGAGGAAGUGAGAGAAAUGGUUGUAGGAUGUCCCCAGGUGCUUGCUCUAAAUCUAGACAUUAUGAAGCAGAGUUUUGAGUAUUUCAAAUCUACAAUGGCAAGGCCUUUGCAAGAUUUAGUUGCUUUCCCAGCUUUCUUCACUUAUGGUCUGGAGUCCACAAUAAAACCAAGACAUAAAAGGAUUGCCGAAAAGGGUUUAAAAUGUUCCCUUACAUGGCUUCUGAAUUGUUCUGAUGAGAAAUUUGAUCAGCGGAUGGGUUACGACUUUAUUGACUUGGAAGAAAUGCAAGUUGGUGAAUCAUCCUUUUACAUGAAUACCCUACUGGAACCCAGAAAUGAUGAAUCAGCCUCUGAUUGCGAUGAGGAUUCCGGUGAAGGCGACAAUGUAUAGGCUACUCGAGUAGAUGUUCUUCUGACCUCCAGAAAUUAUGUAAAUGCCAACUAUUUCGAAUUUCUGAGUUUUGAAUGGCCAUGAAGGUGGCCCAUGGGGUUUAUCAAAUUGAAUAUAGGAAGGGGAACUUCACCAGAAGAGUGACAUUAAUGGCUCAUAAAAUGAUUGUUGAUUGGUCCGAAUUUCUGAAAUGAACCAUAGAAGUUAGAACCCUAGAAUUCAACAGUAUUCUACUCCCAUGUUGCACGCAGAACAAUUUUGCUACUACUAUUCAAAAUCUUAAAGAGAAGGAAGCUAGUAAGAAAAUUCG
Molecule: messenger RNA, 2295 nt
Organism: Capsicum annuum
Lineage: Eukaryota; Viridiplantae; Streptophyta; Magnoliopsida; Solanales; Solanaceae
Product: transcription termination factor MTERF4, chloroplastic
Exons: 3
Coding region: 423-1985 (520 amino acids)
Biological process (GO): regulation of DNA-templated transcription
Molecular function (GO): double-stranded DNA binding
Source: RefSeq, a predicted model, not a curated record